This is a messenger RNA of Chara braunii, 2408 nucleotides long. NCBI's taxonomy places the organism in Eukaryota, Viridiplantae, Streptophyta, Charophyceae, Charales, Characeae. The record is from the annotation of a GenBank genome assembly.
UCGGAGUCAGUGGUCGGAGGAAGAGAUUAUAGAAAACUUCCUAUUUGAUGUGGACCCAAGUCUUGGUUGGGAAGUUAAGGAAGCUCGACCGAAGGAUGGGAAAUGGACUACGUACAAGGAAAACCGUGUUGAGCAUUACAAAUUGGAGGAUAACAAGUAUUUCAUCAAGGACCUUGAAACAAUGACUCAAGAUGAAGAUGAGAGCGUACGGGCAUUUGGGAUGCGUUCCCAAAAGAUCUCCGACGUGCUGAUGAAGAAGGGGAAGAUCUCAGAGGUCGAGCGCUGUACUAUCUUCAUCGGACACUUGUCCAAAGGUAGGCAAAAGAGUAUACUUAGAGAUCUUCCGCGUGACAGGCUUGAUUUCCCAGAAGUCAUAAAGCUCGCGAUAAAGACAGAGGCAGACGAUUACAAGGACUUGGUGUGGAGAGGGAUGAGGAGACGUGACUUCUCUCUCUACAAGGAGUAUGCCACUGAUAGAUGUCCUGAUUUCAAGGAUUAUCCCUGGUCGGAGAAGAAUGAGGCCGUGGUUGAGGAAGUGAAGGAGAUACGGAACAUGGUGAAAGGAUUAACAAGACAGGUUACAGAGAUUGUGACCAUUACAGGGGCCACGGCCUACGGGAACAAACCUGGAGGGCCCUAUUCACUUCGCUGGGACCGUAGGAACAACGAUUCCUGGAGAAGUGUCGAGGAUAGAAAUCCCCGGACGCUGACUGAUUAUCGUGCUAGCGGAAGAGAGAGAGACGAUGAGCCAUGGCGACGUAGGGACGAUGAGAUAGACCGCGACCGCAGAGAUAGCGAACUGUUUGUGCGAGCAAGGAGGCUAGAUGAUUACCCUCGAAGCCCUCGCUAUGAGGCCGGAAUGAUUCGCGAGGGCGGUAUGAGCAAGGAGGGUCUGGAGGAGACCGGCGCAACGAUUUGCGCGGACGAAAUGAGAGAGGGGGAUAUGGCGUCUCAUCAGAACCAUAUCCUAAACGAUAGGCCAUCUACUCCCAGGAACUCAUGUGUCUACUGUAGAGGAGAAGAUCAUAUCAAGAGGGAUUGCCCGGUCCUCAAACGGGCAAUAGAUGAGGGACUUGUCGUGCUUGACGACCGGAAGUACGUCAAGUGGGCAGAUGAUCUGGGAGAUGUAUCGAUGUUUCCUUCGAUGAAGGAGAAUGUCGAAGCAAGGAGAAUAAAGACGAGUAAGGGAAUGGAGCCGUUCAGGAGCCAGAGCAUCAAGAUAAUCUUUGAGGGAGAUAUCGCGACCACACCCAUAAGGGUGGCAGCCACCAAGUCGGCAAGAGGGUCUACAUCGAAGAAGACUGACACGGAUUACGUGAUGACGGAGAAGGACGUGCAGCGAGUCGAUAGAGAGGAGGUUAUCCUUUCGCCGCGAAAGAGGGGAGUGAAGAAGUUCUUAAUGAAGAGUUCGCUGGACGAGAUUGACACGGUUGAACCAUUGAGGCGGGCCCUUCGGCAACCAAUGCAGUGUUCUAUUCUGGAGUACCUGGCGGCAUCGAAGCCGGCUCGUGAUGAAUUACAGAUGAUCACGCGGAAGACUCGCAUACCUCUAUCAGAGGAGAGUCAGGGGGCCCCUAAAGUGGAAGCUUCUAAAGUAGCGGUAACGGGGGUGACUGCCACAACGGAUCGCAUGACGACAGUCCUUCUCGAUGGGAUGGAGGGUGUGCCUCCAGACAAGUUUUAUAUACUUGGUAGCGGGGCCGUAGAGACGAUUAUAAACGAUGGAGCGAUACUCGAUGCUGUGAUUGAUAACGGCAGUGAGGCUGUCAUCAUAGACGAGGACCUGGCAGUACAAGUUGGACUGGGCCUCGAUAGRUCAUACCUAUUCGAGAUAGAGACGGCUGAUGGGAGAAAGCAACAGAUCACUGGGGUUUGUCACAAGGCAGCCAUAGAGGUCCAAGGGGUAAGAGUGACCCUGCCUGUCUUUGCAGUCAAGAACUGUAGCUCCGACCUGCUCUUGGGUCGGACGUGGUUGAGCCACGUGCGUGCGGUGACGAUAGAGCGACCUAAUGGGAGCCAAACAUUGUCCAUUAGAAAGCCAGACGGGACGCGGGUGAUGAUUGAGACAGUGAAGCCUCGGGACCCGAGGAACAGAGCAGCUCUCGCUGUGGGUGCAAGACCCAGUGAUCAGAUUAAGUCGUUACCUAUCUCCGGCCGCGCGGUGCGAUUUCACGAGAAGAGAUUCGGACCAGUGCUUACAGAGGAAGAAGGUCGGAUCGUGGAGGUGGAAGAUUUAGGGAGUCGGCUAAUAGUGGACGGCAACUCGUACCCAAAGGAAAGAGAUGAGGAAUUUGGCGGUGUGGUAUCCGUGUCUUUUUUAAGGGCACGGCCCCCUCUGGGGGGCUACCCAAGCGACACAAGCGAGUAGCUCAAAAAGUUAAGCCAGCGGCGGUGGGCCGCGAGCGAUC